This is a messenger RNA of Symbiodinium pilosum, 2670 nucleotides long. Lineage: Eukaryota; Dinophyceae; Suessiales; Symbiodiniaceae. The record is from the annotation of a GenBank genome assembly.
AUGGGGCACUUUCGUCACUCGCGCCGCCAGCCCACGCCUGGGCUGGCUAAUGCGACAAACGCCUUGGGCUGCAACACUUUGCAAAAAGUCCCUCGGAAAGCCAAAGCCAAGAAGAAGCCACAGAAGCCAGGCACAGAUGCGAUCCUCCCAAGGGAUUAUCUUUUGUGUUGGCUUAGUGGUUGGGUACUGGCUGAGGAGGGGGGUGUAAUUGUGCAGAUGACCGCGGCCUCCUAUACCAUAGACCGGCUGCGACGCUGGGAGGAUGGGGAGAGGCUUUCACUGUGGCAAACUCGCCAACGGCCUCAGCGUGGGCAGCGUGGCCAGCUUACCAAAGCUGAGCGGCAGGACAUCGCCGUUAGCCUGGCCAGGGAAGGCUUCGACAGUAAGGCCUGCUCUGCCCUGCUGGCCACCGGCCUGGCCCCAGAAAACGCUGAAACUGUUGCUGCCCUCCGGAACUUGCAUCCGCAACAGCCUGCGCCUGCUGUCCCUGAGCUGCACGAGCUGCCGCCUGCCCCGGAGCUGGUCCCUGACACUGUUGGCAAGGCACUGCGGAGCUUCCCUGCUGCUUCUGCGCCAGGGCCUUCCGGCCUGCGAGCCCAACACCUUCGAAAGGCUUGCAGUCCUGGAACUACUGCUGGCUUGUUGGAGCAACUUGCAGCUGUCGUCAGCCUCCUGGCUAGUGGACAGGCGUGCGCUCAGGUUGCGCCAAUCUUGGCUGGUGCCUCCCUCGUGGCCGUGCCCAAGCCCAAAGGCGGCGUUCGGCCCAUUGCUAUUGGGGAAAUCCUGCGGGGUUUGACCGGCAAGUGCCUUAUGAGCCAUGCCCGCAGCGCUGCUCGGGACCAUGUCUUUCCCAACCAGCUUGGAGUGGCGGUCCCCGCUGGGGCUGAGGUGGCCGUGCACACCGUUCGCGGCUGGCUUGACAGGCACUCCAGGAGCUCUGGCAAGGUGCUUGUUAAACUUGACUUUGAAAAUGCGUUUAACCGUGUCAGCCGCCAACAAGUGCUCCUUGCUGCCCAAACCUACUUCCCCUUCCUGGCUCGUUGGGUGGCGUGGACCUAUGGGGCGACCCGUUGGGCUCCUUGCUGUUUGCAGCCCCUCGUUCUGGAACUCCGAACCGGCAUGGACCUCGACCUGUUCUACCUUGACGACGGAGUCCUGGCUGGGGACAUUGUGGCUGUCCGUGCGGCACUGGCGACUGCCGUUGGCAGGGCCGCUGAGCUGGGCUUGCGCCUCAACAUUGCCAAGUGCGAAGCAAUUGCUGUGGGCACCACCACUGUGGGAGAUUUGCUAGGGCAUCUACCCAGCGAGUUGCUCCGCGCGCCUGAUGGCCGCAUCCGGGUCCUCCGAGACUUCGAACUGCUUGGUGCUGCUGUGGGAGUCGCUGACUUCACACACGCUCACAGCUCCAAGCGCGUGCAAGUCGCUAAGGAGCUGCUGGAUGCCAUCGGGGAGCUGGAGGAUCCCCAGGUCGGGCUUCGACUGCUGCGGGCUUGUGCCGGGCAGUGCAAAGUCGUCCACAGCAUGCGAUGCGCCCCGCCUGGGCCCCAGCUGCGGGCCUUUCAGCAGUUUGACAACUUGGUGCGAGGCUGCUUUAGCCAGCUGACAGGCCUCCACCUGGAUGUCGAGCAAUGGGAGCAGGCUGGCCUCAGCCUCGCUCAAGGCGGGCUCGGGCUGCGCUCGACGCGGCAGCCGCCUACCUGGCCUCCGUGGGAGGAUGCGCCCACUUGUGCGGCCAAGUGGAUGGCGGCUUCGACCUUCAGCGCUGCUCCCCUCACGGCUGCUACCGCCUUGACCUUGAAGCAGAAGGAGCUCACCACGUGCACUGACAAAGUUGCUUGGGAGCGCCGCUUGGCCAACUCCUCCAUCACUGCGCAGGCCAUCCUUCGCUCUGAGGCGGAGCCGGGGGCCCGAGCGUUCCUGGCGGCAGUGCCGGUCGGGCGCAAACGUAUGGAGCCAGCCGUGUUCGUUGCAGAACUCCGACAGCGACUCUGCAUGCCGGAUGCUAGCAGAGACGUCUGGUGCCCGAGGUGCGAUGGCAUCCUCGACAAAUUUUCUCUCCAUGCUGGCCUUUGCCCGGCGGGAGGGGAACGCACUCUCCGUCACCAUGCCCUGCGCGACCUGUUGUGGGUCUGGACUGAAAGGGCUGGGAUGCAACCUGAGCGCGAGAAGCCCGGAUUGCUACUGCCUCAGCGCCCGGAUGAAGGGGGCCUCGCCAGACGCAGGCCAGCUGACAUCUUCGUGCCGUCAUACCUGGGGAGCCCUGUUGCCUUUGACUUAGCCGUUACCGGCCCACAGCGACAGGAGACCCUCGGGGAAGCAGCUCGCAAGAGUCUGGCUGCAGCCAUAUCGUAUGCGGAGGUCAAGCGCUCACACCUUGACACGGCGCAAACCUGCCAAGCUCAGGGCAUCCGCUUCCUCCCGCUGGUGGCAGAAUCUACGGGAGCAUGGGAGCCUGAGGCGGCCAAAGUUUUGCAACACAUCUCCGGAGCUGUCGCUGCGCGGGAGGGGGCUGAGGCCUCCGUGCUCCAUUCCGAGCUCUUGCAAGAGCUGUGUGUCACUGCCCGCAGCUUCCGCGCCAGGGCUGUGCUCCGCAGGCGAGCCGAACUGGCCGAGAUGGCGGGCUCUCACGAGGCCCGUGCGGCGGCUGGCGCCCUAUUCACGGCCUCCUGA